CACGACCACACGCAAGAUAACGACACCCACAGUAGCCCGCUAAAGAAGGGGUAACGAAGCGAAUACGAGGCCUCAAUUCCUCAAACACCUCCGCCUGAGGUGGAAUGGAUACAGGUGGUGUUCCCUUACCCCGCACUUAAGAUCUGCUCAUUUGAUCUCAUCAUAGAGUGGGCAGAGUAAGACAUUGCAGUCGAGAAUGCAAGCAUGACUGCAAGAAGGCGAUUAAGCUCAAUUGAGCUUAAACGCCGGCUCUUGGAAGCUUCUUGAUCCUGAAGUCUGCGAUCCUCAGCAUGGACUAGUGUCUCCUGGUGGGGAGGACAACCAGGCACAUUGCUGCAGACAUCUGGGAAACGUCAUCCGGUCGGAACAUCCAAUUCCCAAAGUUAUACAGCAUAAUCGCAUAUAUAGCAACGAACAUCGGAUCCGAGUGGGUUAGCGUCACAGUCCAGGUUAAUUCAUAGCAAUAAGCUGCUUCAAGAUGGCUACACCGAACGACAACCAUCGAUUCUCGGUCCUAAUCAUCAACCCAAACACGUCAACCCACAUGACGAACGCACUCAAACCCAUCCUAGAGAGCUUGGAUUAUGCAGAUAUCAACUUCGAGUACUUCACGGCGCCUUCCAGUGAGUCUGUCACACUCCCGGAUGGGCGCAUUAUCAAUGGAGUGCCUAGCAUCAACUCUGGAGAGGAUUCUAUCAUAUCAGCCUUGCAUUGCAGGCCCUUUGUCGAACCGCUUGUUCCAAGAUAUGAUGCAUUUCUUGUGGCAUGUUAUUCCGCUCAUCCUUUAGUCGGCAUGCUGAAAGAGGCGAUCGCAGAAUAUGAGCAGACGUCCUCCAGAAAAGACUCCGCAAUACCGGAGUGCCGAAAGAAAUAUGUGACAGGCAUAUUCGAAGCUAGUGUCUUGACCUCUCUUUCCCUCAUUAGCUCUUUCCAUCUGAUGGGAGAUGCAAACUUUCAUAAAGCCCAAGCGAAGGACACAUUCGGCAUAGUUACGACUGGGAGCAUCUGGAGAGACGAACUGACAAGAGCGGUCACAGAGAUGAUCGUGAAUUCUGGCGACAGCGGCAGCUCUACUGCUCGCUUUGCCGGUGUGGAGACCACUGGAUUGACAGCCGGUGAAUUACAUACUACGCCUGCCGAAGACGUGAGGAGAAGGAUCAGCGAUGCGACAGAGAGGCUCAUCAAGAGCACGUCGCAUCCUGUAAGUGCCAUUUGUAUGGGGUGUGCAGGGAUGGCAGGCAUGGAGGAAGCGGUGCGAGAUGGCUGUAUCAGGGCAUAUGGUGAACGACAAGGCCGACGAGUGAGGAUAGUGGAUGGCGUAGUCGCCGGGGCAGGCAUGCUUGUGACGGCUUGCAAGGCGGGAUUCUGAGACACUUGAGCAUGGCGUACUUCGUCUUUUCCUGGCACAUAUAAGGCACGCAGCAAAUGCAACUCCAUGGCGUGCCACGGUCAGCUGCACGAUGCUCAGUGAUUUUCCAUGGCUCAGAUUUGAGACGUAGAGUGUGGUUUAGCAUAAUGGUUACUUCAAGACCAAGACGUGGAGUGGAAAGCGGCGUGCAGAUUGACAUCGAAAAAGCAGG
Aspergillus novofumigatus IBT 16806 is the source of this 1580-nucleotide messenger RNA. RefSeq names its product aspartate/glutamate racemase family protein. The record is from RefSeq and is a predicted model, not a curated record. The transcript has a single exon. Lineage: Eukaryota; Fungi; Ascomycota; Eurotiomycetes; Eurotiales; Aspergillaceae. Bases 479 to 1369 code for a protein of 296 amino acids.